GUGACCGUGAUGGAUUCUCUACUCAGCUCUUUGGAAUUCACCAGUGCUCUGCAACUACUGUUGAACACAUUCUUAGUUACUCACCUUUCAGAACACCACAGCGUUUGCGUUAUCCGGGGACAUCAGGAUGACAUCCGAUUGAAUUUUUCCAGACCAACGGUGAACCUGCUGGUGGACGCCUCGAGCUCCUUGGACACCUUCAGUUAUCAUCUGGUUCAGGCGAUCGACGUCGGUUGUGAGGGCUUCGUGCUAACGGAAAGCACGUUGUUUCCGUUUCUGGACACAUUUCGCUCGGCCCACGAGGCAGCAUCAUUUCGGGCGUCCAACAAGCGUAUCAUUGCCGUGACCCCACUGGAACCAACCGAGCGUCAUCGAUUGAUAAACCAUGAAACGAUGGGCGUGAUCUAUAAUAUCCUGUUUCUCGUGACGAAUGCAACCGAACGUACGAUCGAGUUGUAUUCAACCGAGAUCUUUUUCGCCGAACCGAAAGCCACACUGGUGGAGCUAGUCCGUUUGGAUUCAUUCAUAAUCGAGGAAUCCUUUUCACCACCCAAUGUGUCCGGCUAUUCCCCCGUUAAAUCAACUAACCUUCGAGGUCAGCGUUUGCGGCUGUCUACCUUACCGUAUCCACCGUUUUCCGUCGUCAAGGAAGUGCCUUUAGGUACCGGCAAUGCACGUAGCGUUAGGCCUUCCAACUACUCGUAUCAGGCCGACGGUACGGAGCUGCUUAUGUUCCUUGAGUUUUGCUAUCGCUACAACUGUACACUGGAGAUUGAAGUUUUUCCCGAAGGUGCUUGGGGUUCGGUGUAUCCAAACGGUUCUACGGAUGGUUUGGUAGGGUCCAUCAUUGAUCGACAGGCGGAUGUUACUGUUGCUGCAGUAUAUCGAUGGUACAAUUGGUACAAUCAUGUUUGGCACUCUGCGUACACUGGCCGGUCGAAAGUUUCCUUGUUCGUACCCAGACCUCGAUUGUUGCCGCACUGGCAAACUCCAUUCCUUGCGUUUCCGCUGAGUCUCUGGUUCAUGGUUUGUGUUUCGUUUUGCGCCGGCACAACGGCCGUAUUCAUCACCGAGCGAUUUCGGCAGCGGAUACGCCAUCCGGACGGAUCGCGCCAACGAUAUCGCCUUUUGGAUGCCAUCUUCUUCAUGGUCAGUCUGUACGUGGAACAAUCGGCCCCACUGCACAACGACCUGAUUGCGGGAACGAUCCUCUUGUCUUUCCUGCUGUUUGGAGGCUUUAUGGUUGGUAACAGCUACGCGGGUGCGCUGUCCAGUGUCAUGACCGUGCCGAGGUAUGAAAAGUCCAUCGAUACCCGGGCGGACUUCCUGGCGGCCGGGAUGAAGUUUAUCGGCUCGACGCCCGUUUGGAUCUAUACCCUUUCGCUCUCGGUACAACCGGAGAUCGUGAAGCUACGGAACAGCUAUGAGGUGUACGACAUUCAAACGAUAUCAAAGUUUGUACAUACCCGGCACGAUUUGGGCUACAUUCACGAGCGAAUGCAGUAUGGUAGCUUUUGCUUGGAAUCGUUUAUCGACCUUUACGGUUCUCGCCAUCUGCAGCCCCUUAAGCAGGAAGUCUUCUGGGAGAUUAGUAUAACGGCGUGCAGUAAAACAUGGCCAAUGAUAGCCCUAUACGAUGAUUUGGUUCUGAGAGUACAACAGACGGGUAUUUUUCGAUACUGGGAGCAAGGUAGUACAUUCCGUACGAUGGGCCAGGAAAUACAACGGAAUUUAGCGGAUGCACGAGUGCAUGACUUUGACAACGACCCGGUCAAGCUGGAGAUGGCCCAUUUCCUGGGAGUGUUUUUUAUUCUCUUCGUGGGACAAAUACUCGCAACUAUCAUAUUUAUCGUAGAACUUCUAGUUUACCGUAGGCAGCGUAACCGCGAAAACAAGCUUCUCAAAUUGACUAAAUAAUUCUAAACCUAGCAGGCCGUUUCUUUCAAUAUAGAU
Molecule: messenger RNA, 1953 nt
Organism: Anopheles coustani
Lineage: Eukaryota; Metazoa; Arthropoda; Insecta; Diptera; Culicidae
Product: glutamate receptor-like
Exons: 5
Coding region: 10-1917 (635 amino acids)
Cellular component (GO): membrane
Molecular function (GO): ligand-gated monoatomic ion channel activity
Source: RefSeq, a predicted model, not a curated record